CCGCCCCAACCGUUAACGGUCGCCCGCACACAAGCCCCGCUUUCCGCCCGCGGCAGCCGAGCGGCCUAGGUGCGCGGCCCGGCCGAUCCCGCUGCGCAGCGCGCGGGCGAUGCGGCCGCGGCCAUGGAGGAGGCCCCUCUGCUCGGCGGGAUGCCCGGCCCCGAGGACGAGAUGGUGACGGAGCUCUUCAGCCCCGACAGCCCGUUCGCGCCCGAAGGCCUGGCGCUGAAGCCGCCGGCGGCGGUGAAGCAGGAGGAGGACGAGUUCCACGUGCUGAAGGACGCGUACCUGAGCGCGGCCGAGCCGCGGGAGCCGCUGCUGCGCGCGUUCAGCCCCGCGCUGGGCGCGGACUGCAAGGGCAAGGUCAAGGUGGAGCUGCUGGCGGACGCGGACGACGAGGAGCCGCUGCUCGGCGAGUACCCCGGGCUGCCCGAGCUCAACCCGCUGGACGACGCCGCGCUGCCCGCCGCGCCCGCCUACAACGUCCACUUCCUGUCCUCGCUGCUGCCGCCCCGCGGCCCCGCCGUCGUGCCCCUGGGCGCCUGGGCCAGGGAAGGAGCCGCCCACCCCGGCGUCCGCGUGAUUCCAGUGAUAUGUCAGUUGAAAGGGGGCACACAAAUGCUGUGUAUAGACAAUUCUGGCACAAGAGAACUAAAAGCACUUCAUUUGGUUCCUCAGUAUCAAGACCAAAACAAUUAUCUACAGUCAGAUGUCCCUAAACCAAUGACUACUUUAGUAGGAAGAUUUUUGCCAGUACCAGCAAAAUUAAACCUCAUAACACAACAACUUGAUAAUGGAGCCUUACCAUCGGUAGUCAACGGAUCGGCUUUCCCCCCGGGAUCAACUCUUCCAGGACCGCCGAAAAUAACUUUGGCUGGGUACUGUGAUUGCUUUGCCAGUGGGGACUUUUGCAACAACUGCAAUUGUAAUAAUUGUUGCAACAAUUUGCGUCAUGAAAUAGAACGUUUUAAAGCCAUUAAGGCAUGUCUUGAUAGAAACCCAGAAGCUUUCCAACCAAAGAUUGGGAAAGGAAAACUGGGCGACGUGAAGCCCAGACAUAACAAAGGAUGCAACUGUAAGAGGUCAGGCUGCCUUAAGAAUUACUGCGAAUGCUAUGAGGCCAAAAUUAUGUGUUCUUCUAUUUGCAAAUGCAUUGGUUGCAAAAAUUAUGAAGAAAGUCCAGAACGAAAAACUCUAAUAAACAUGCCAAACUACAUGGAGAUCGGAGGUUUUGAAGGCAGCCAUCAUUUGUCACCAACUAAAUUUUCAGGACUUCCAAAAUUCAGAAAAGAUAGGCGACCUUCCUCUUGCAUCUCCUGGGAGGUGGUGGAGGCCACCUGCGCGUGCCUGCUGGCGCAGGGCGAGGCGGCGGAGAAAGAGCACUGCUCCGAGUGCCUGGCAGAGCAGAUGAUCCUGGAGGAAUUCGGAAGGUGCUUAUCACAGAUUCUCCACAUCGAGUUUAAAUCCAAGGGGUUGAAAAUUGAGUAGAGUACAGCGUAGCAAGAUGUGAACGCACGCCCACUUUUUCUGAGUAUUCUGAGGGAGGCUGAAGUUUUAGAAGGGUGUGGGGGGAACGCGAGGCCAGGCCUGCACGGCAGCCACACGGUUGAAACCAGGCUCUCCCUGCGGGUCCGCGGGCCUGCUGGGUCCGCAGGGAGCUGUCUGAAGGAUGUGAUGACAGAACUAGAACUCCCUUUUGUUGAGGAAAACUAUGACGGGAGCAUUGUCUGGCCGGGAGGAGAGAGCUUGGUUCCCGUAGUCUGGAGAGUCUGCGGGAGCGAGGGUCACGCGCUCGCUCGGAGCCGCCUGGGAGAGCUCGCUGCUGCUGACUCACCCCUCCGGGGAACUUCCCUCUGGGGGCUGCCGGCCUGAAACUCUAAUGGUUUCUUGUUUGUUUGGUUGUUUUUCAAAUUAUUUAGAAAUAAGUUCUUCAGAUGGGCUGUUAUGAUGUCACUUAAAAUCCCUAGAGAACUACUGAAUGUCCGAAGAAUUCUGUAGUGUAGACGUUUCCCCGAGUUGCACACGUUCAGUCCUUUCCUGAGGCCACCAUGAAACCCCGGUGGCGGCCACGCCAGCCGGGCUUGCGGGAGUGUCCUGAGCUCCAGGACCUAGUUACCUAGUUUUUCACGCGUUUCUAUCUGAAUUGUGGAAAAGCUCUAUUACCCAAUUGACUGCUCCAUAAUUAUUGUUAUGAUAUUAUUAUUGUUUGUAAAAUAUUGUUAAAAUAACUAGCUUGCAGAAACCAGCAGGUAGAUUGUUUAGUUGACUCUUUUGGUUCUAUUAUAAAACAAAGACGAAUAAAAAUUUCUGAUGUCUUCAA
Messenger RNA from Microcebus murinus (gray mouse lemur), 2320 nucleotides. The record is from RefSeq and is a predicted model, not a curated record. Lineage: Eukaryota; Metazoa; Chordata; Mammalia; Primates; Cheirogaleidae.